Coturnix japonica (Japanese quail) is the source of this 926-nucleotide messenger RNA. NCBI's taxonomy places the organism in Eukaryota, Metazoa, Chordata, Aves, Galliformes, Phasianidae. The record is from RefSeq and is a predicted model, not a curated record.
CCCCUCUGUCCCCUCUCCCCCCUCAGGAUCCUGCUGACGGUGGUGGUGAUUUUCAGCAUCCUCAUUGUGGCCAUUGUAGGGGAGACGGUGUACGAUGACGAGCAAACUAUGUUUGUCUGUAAUACGCUGCAGCCAGGCUGCAACCAGGCCUGCUAUGAUAAAGCCUUCCCCAUCUCCCACAUCCGUUUCUGGGUGCUGCAGAUCAUCUUUGUCUGCACCCCCACCCUCUGCUUCAUCACCUACUCAGUGCACCAGGCGGCCAAGCAACGUGAGCGCCGUUAUUCCUUCCUCUACCCGCUCCUGGAACGCGAUGCCAAGAAGUCGAGGACGCUCAAUGGCGUUUUGGCACCCGGCGCCGACGGCGGCACCAAGGACGAACCCGAAUGCUUGGAAGCCAAAGAGCUGCCCAGCACCCCGCCACGCCGCGCCAAGGCCAAGAGGCAGGAGGGCAUCUCCCGCUUCUACGUCAUCCAGGUGGUGUUUAGGAACGCGCUGGAGAUCGGCUUCCUGGCCGGGCAGUACUUCCUAUACGGCUUCAACGUCCCCGCCAUCUUCGAGUGCGACCGCUACCCCUGCGUCAAGGAGGUGGAGUGUUACGUGUCGAGGCCGACGGAGAAAACCGUCUUCCUGGUGUUUAUGUUUGCGGUCAGCGGGAUCUGCGUGCUGCUCAACCUGGCCGAGCUCAACCACCUGGGAUGGCGUAAAGUCAAGGCUGCGGUGCGAGGUGUGCAGGCCAGGAGGAAAUCCUUGGUGGAGGUGAGGAAGAAAGAUGGCACCGCGUUGACCCCAGCGCCCACCCUGGGCCGCACACAGUCCAGUGAGUCUGCAUAUGUUUAACAGCACAGCCCGACCCCCCCCCCCACAACUACCACCCAUGGGUGCUGUGUUGGGGCACUGAGUGGGGGGUGCAGGAUCCCACCCCCCCC